Messenger RNA from Dendrobium catenatum, 945 nucleotides. Its product is annotated as thioredoxin-like protein CITRX, chloroplastic. The transcript is spliced from 4 exons. Gene Ontology annotation, molecular function: protein-disulfide reductase activity. Lineage: Eukaryota; Viridiplantae; Streptophyta; Magnoliopsida; Asparagales; Orchidaceae. Gene Ontology annotation, cellular component: thylakoid. The coding region runs from base 53 to 601 and encodes 182 amino acids. Gene Ontology annotation, biological process: cell redox homeostasis; plastid organization. The record is from RefSeq and is a predicted model, not a curated record.
CCGCUGCUGCCAAUCACCUGUCCUUCGCGUCCUACGCUCGAAGCCUGAAAGGAUGGCUGCAGGCAUCCCGGGCUCGCCACCCUUACCCUUCGUAGCGUAUGCUGAUGGCGGCCGCCUCUCCUCUCCGGCGACCCCUUUUCUUUUAACUCUCCGGCGCACUAACAAUUCCUCCACCAUUCCUCUCCCUUUCUUCCGUUCUGUCUCCACCCGCAACCGUAGGACUUCCUUGGCAGCUGCAGCUGCUAAAAAGAACUACAUAGAAGAAGAUUAUCUCGUGCAGAAAAAGGUUACGGCUAAGGAACUAGAGGAGAUAGUGAGAGGGGAAAGGAGCAUUCCAAUUGUUCUAGAUUUCUAUGCGACAUGGUGUGGACCUUGUAUUCUGAUGGCGCAGGACCUCGAAAUGCUCGCUGUAGAAUAUGAGGAAAAUGUUUUGUUUGUCAAGGUUGACACAGAUGAUGAGUAUGAACUUGCACAAGAUAUGCAGGUUCGGGGAUUACCUACUUUGUACUUUAUCAGCCCUGAUCCAACUAAAAAUGCAAUCAGAACGGAAGGGCUGAUUCCUCGGGAAAUGAUCAAGAACAUCAUCGACAAUGAAAUGUGAACCAGUGAAUAAAAAUCCUUCAGAUUUUUCUAAAUGAGAGAUGGUUUAACUUAAGAUCUUUCUUUCAUCUUGGAGCAGGACCGGAGGCCUCUCAAAAGCAUCAGCGACUUCUGUGUAUCAAGAUGAAAGCUUCUGCUGAUCAGGCAAUAGGUAAGAAUUCAUGGUAGUUUCCCUUCUUUCCAUAGCUUGUGAUGCACAAUCUUCUCAAGAUUACAGCAGAUUGAGAAGCCUGUUUUAUCACUCUUUCCAGGUGAAAACUAUAGGUCUUAAAUAUUCAUUGUAAUCCUAUAACUGCACUUCAUCAUUGCAUGUAUUGUAUGGCUUGAUCUCUCUAUUUUGUACUA